Messenger RNA from Podospora pseudopauciseta, 1543 nucleotides. RefSeq lists its product as uncharacterized. Gene Ontology annotation, molecular function: protein binding. NCBI's taxonomy places the organism in Eukaryota, Fungi, Ascomycota, Sordariomycetes, Sordariales, Podosporaceae. The transcript is spliced from 4 exons. The coding region runs from base 95 to 1543 and encodes 482 amino acids. The record is from RefSeq and is a predicted model, not a curated record. Gene Ontology annotation, cellular component: TRAPP complex; Golgi apparatus.
CUCAACCUCACUCCAGUUCCGUCCCCUGGUUUACACUGCGAAUCGUCCCCGACAUUCCAUUAUCAGUACCACCAGGCACUUGCCAAACACUACAAUGGAUCGGACACAACCAGAAGACGGCAAGGGCCACAAACGGACCCGGUCGGCCGUCAAAGCCACCCGCCCUCGCUCCUCCACCAAAGGUCCGCUCGACGCCGCCGACCCGCUAGCCCCACCACCAGCAACCUCCCAACCAUCAACCACCAUCCCACCACCAUCAUCAUCAUCAACAACCACCACAACCCCAGCACCCACCCCCCCAUCCCCCAACCCACAGCUCAUCCCUCAGCCAACCCCCAGAAUGCACCCCUCUCACACCCCCCGCGCUGCUUCCCCCCUCCCCCGUUCCCCAGCACUUUCCCCGACACCAGGAACUCCCCGCCGGCCACCCCCAGGCAGCACCGCCCCCCUCCGACCAAAAGACUUCUCCUUCCUCCUCCGCCCCGAAAUCUUCCACCCCCUCACCCCACUCAACAUCCCCCCCGCCUUCCGCAACUCAACCAAGCAACCGCCGCCCGAAACCCCCCUUCCCGAACUCUUGGAAAAGGGCCACUUCCGCGCGGCCGCCAUAUCAGCCGUGCAAACCCUCACCGGAACAGGCCGCACCCCCCAGCAGCCGGACCCGUCGGACCACGUCAGGAUUUUUGACCUGCUGUACACCCGGUGGGCCUGCCUGACCUUGAUCAACUCGACCGACUUGGCGGCGCAGGAAGUGAAAGCGUUGGGGGAUCUGAACAGCGCGUUUUAUCUCUCUGAGGAUCCCACGUCGGGAAAGACACAUCAUCUUGUUCCGUGGGGGUUGAGGGUGUUGAAUGUACGACUGCAGGCGAUUGGGUUUGGGGAUUUGAGGCGGGCGGUGAUGAGUUAUUAUGAGCUGGCGAGGGAGGCGAGGGUGAAGUUGGGUGAGGCGAUGGGGGAGCAUGAUAACUCUUCGCGGGAGCUGUGGAGGGAGAGGUUGGAGGAUUUGGGGGUGAGGGUUGCGGGGACGUUGGUGGAGAUGGGGGAUGUGAAGGGGGCGGGGGAGCACUUGAGGGGGUUGAAGGUUGGGGAUGGGGGGAAGAUGGAGAUGAUGAGGGCGUUGCUUUGGUUGAGGUUGGGGGAUGUGGAUGCCGCGAGGGGUUGUGUGAUGAAUGGGGAGGGGAGGGGGGUCACGAGGGGGGAGAAGGUGGUUUUGGCCUUGUGUGAUAUGGCGGAUGGGGAGUAUGAGGAAGCGGUGGCGAAGUGGAGGGAGUUGGAGGAGGAGGAAGAGGGUGAUGAGAUGGUGAUGGUAAAUCUGGCCGUUUGUUUGCUUUAUGUGGGGAGGAUGCAGGAGGGACGAGCAUUGUUGGAGGGAAUGGUGGAUGCUGGUCGGUCGUCGCAUACUUUGUUGUUUAAUUUGACGACGAUGUAUGAGUUGUGCACGGAGAGGGCGCGCAGCUUGAAGGUCAGAUUGUCGGAAAAGGUGGCGGCGAUGGAAGAGACAAAUGAUGGUUGGGAGAAGACGAAUGCCGAUUUCAAGUUGUGA